Molecule: messenger RNA, 2354 nt
Organism: Phyllostomus hastatus (greater spear-nosed bat)
Lineage: Eukaryota; Metazoa; Chordata; Mammalia; Chiroptera; Phyllostomidae
Product: paired immunoglobulin-like type 2 receptor alpha
Exons: 7
Coding region: 1-1047 (348 amino acids)
Molecular function (GO): MHC class I protein binding
Source: RefSeq, a predicted model, not a curated record
AUGGCCUCCAGACAGCCCGCUUUGGGGAGAUGGAAGGGAGGAGAGCAAAGUGAUGGGGCUGCCCCUGCUGCUGCCCCUGCCCCUGCUGCUGCUGCUGCCAGCAUCUCUGCAGGCUGGCCUGGAAAGGGGGACACACAGCCAGAGAGCCAGACAUACCACCUGUCACACUUCUGCCCAUGGGUGAAGGCGCCAGGCAGUCUGGGGUUGUCUUUUGGUCUCUCCAAGUGGCUUCAAAGUCUCUCCCUCUUUCUCCUUCCUCCAGGUGGCUCAGCAAAAUGCAAAUCAGGCAGUGAUUAUGAAGUCAACCAACCAAAGCACCUCUCAGCCCCUGUGGGUGGUUCCAUCCACAUCCCCUUCUCCUUCUGUUACUCCUGGAAGUUAGCCAAGGAUCCCAGGGUGAGAAUAUCCUGGAGAAGGGAACACUUCCAUGGGGAGUUCAUCUACAACUCAACCCCGCCUUUCACCCAUAAGGAUUACAAGGGCCGCCUCUCCCUGCUCUGGACAGAGGGCCAGAGGAGUGGCUCCCUCCAGAUCUCGAACUUGCGGAAGGAGGACGAGUUUCAAUACUUCUGCCGAGUUCGUGUGAACACACUGACAGGACGAUCUAAGGGGGUACAGUCCCUAGAGGGGACCAAACUCACCAUCACCACAGCCACCGAGAAACCCACAGAGGGGCCCACCAGCACCAUCACCACCACCACCACCACCACAGAUGGCGUCAAUAUCUCCGGGUCUCAGCCCCUGACUCCAGGAGCUAUAGUUGGGGUGGCAGUGGCCAUUGCUGUGCUCAAAAUCGCAAUUUUGGGACUGAUAGUCUACCUCAGGUGGGAGAAGCAGUCCAGGGGAUCCUUCCAUAACACUGGGGAGAAGUAUGAGAACAUUGGGAAUACAGGACAACAUGAAGACCCCAAGCUGGACCCAAAGGUUGAUGGUGUCCUCCAUGCCUCCCUCGUCCUCACCAGCUCGACCUCACCAUCAGCACCUCCCUGCCACCCUGUCCACAACAGCCCCCAGGAAGAGACCCUAUACUCUAUGCUAAAGGCCUAAGGAGUGGGACUGAAUGAUGACCUCCUUACAGAAAGCUGCUCACAGGGAUCACCACUUCCCAUAAUAGUCCCAGCCAGUCACAGAUGACUCAGAAGUCAACAGACAUCAAAGGCCACCAAGGGCCUGAGAGAAACAGCCAUCUGCUCCAGUUCCCUCAACUUUCUUCCUUGCCCACACACAAAAAAAGUACCAGGCCACAAAUAUUGUUUGAAAUGAGUGCAUCUAAGGAGGAGACUGAUGCCACCUUCAACUUCUGUCCUUGCCAAAAAUGAACUAUAAUAGCGCAUACCCAAGGUCCUCCUCUAGUACUUUUAUUCAGUGACUGUAAGUCCCCAAACACUGGUAGGCAGCCUGGAAUUCAAGUUCCACCCCUCAGUCUAAUCAUUCUACUACUUCCCUUACAGUAAUAACUGGCAUCAUUUAAGCCUUUACAUACAUCACCUCAUUUAAACAUAAACAACCCUAUUUUAGUGGAGUGGUAAAAGUGGGAGCAGGCUGAGCAAGAGAGUGAAUGGAAACUUAUGAAAAAGGAAUCAGCAAGGAUAUAAAAGGACAGCGGUGCCUAUGGGUGCAGAUGCUGACCAGUUUUCAGGUAAGGUGUCUUGAAGCAGAGGUAGCUGGAACAAUGGUCUUUGUUUUCUCUGUGGAUAAGCGCUGCCCCCUUCUGGGAGUGAGGAGGGAAUGGUGUAGUGUUAUUAGCUGCUGCUUGGGGGAAUGGCAGAAAGCAUAAAAGGAUUAUCAAUCAUUGGAGAUGGUAAACUAUUAGUAUCACCAAUUCAUACACACACUCAUCAUUGUAGACUGCAACCAAAAAGAAAAACAAAUGGCCACAAAUUCUUCACAGCUUCUUCUAUCAAGAGGUGGAGGCUGUUUCUUUAUCCCUGAAUCUGGACUGGCCUUAUGACUUGCUUUGACCAAUAGAAGGUGAUAUAAGUGAUUGGCCUUAUGACUUGCUUUGACCAAUAGAAGGUGAUACAAGUGAUACUGUGUGAUUUCUGGACCUAGACCUCAAGUGCAAGUGGGCUUGCAGCUAGCAUGAGAAAUCCCCCUGCCACCAUGUGAACAAGCCUGAGCUAGAUAUUGGAGACUGAGAAACCACGUGGAGAGAGGCCCGGCCAUCCUACCAAUUCCAGCUGAGGCACCGUGUUGGGUGAUGAGGCCGUCCUGGACCAUUCACCGCCAGCCAAAGCAUUCAGAUUCACAGAAUUGUAAGACAUAAUAUAUGUGUAGUUUUGGGGGUGGUUUGUUGUACAAUCAAAGCUAAUUCACUCAUUCUUUAGAUAAUUUUUAAAGCAUAUUGAUAACUA